AUGGCCCCUGCCAAGAAGGAAAUGAAGCGCAAGGCGCCCGCUGUUAGCGACCCGCCCGCCAAAAAAACCAAGAAGGUCCAGGCCAAAACUGCUGAAACCUCCGAGGAUGCUCCCAAGUCAAUCCUGAAGAAGAAGGUCAAUGGUGCCUCCAAGGCCAAGGAGACCAAGGCCGCUGCACCUGUCAAGGCUGAUGCUACCCCUGCUCGCCAGGCCAAGCCUCGCAAGCGCGCCGCCGACUUCAUCAGCGACGAAGAGAAUGACGAGCCUGCCUCCCCUGCCCCUCCUUCCGAGAAGAAGACUAGCAACAAGAAGUCUAAGAAAGAGGAGAGUGCCCCAGCGCCCGCUGAGAAGAAGACUAAGGCUACACCCAAGACCAAGAAGGUAGAGGAGGUUGCAGUGGAGUCCGAGGACUCUGAGGCCGACAUGAUUUCCCUUGGAUCCGACAGUGAGGGUGAAGAGGCGGAGGAGGACGAUGUCCUUGACGACCAGACCGCCGCGCUCAUCAAGGGCUUCGAAAGCAGUGACGACGAGGACGACUCCGAGGGCGAAGGCCACAACCCCAAUAAGCCCGUCCCCAAGAUCCCGGACACCAAAAAGGCCCAGAGAAAGAUCUUGAAGGCUCAGAAGCAAGCCGGUACCCCCGACGAGCCUGGAACUGUCUACGUUGGACGUAUUCCCCACGGUUUCUACGAGCAUGAAAUGCGCGCCUACUUCUCUCAGUUUGGUGAGAUCACUCGUCUGCGUCUCUCUCGUAACCGUCUCACCGGCCGGUCAAAGCACUACGCCUUUGUGGAAUUCUCCUCUACUACCGUCGCCAAGAUUGUUGCCGAGACUAUGGACAACUACCUCAUGUACAGCCACAUCCUUAAGUGCAAGUUUGUUCCCCAGGACCAGCUCCACCCUGAGGUCUGGAAGGGUGCCAACCGUCGUUUCAAGAAGACUCCAUGGAACCGCAUUGAAAAGAAGCGUCUGGAGAAGGGCAAGACCCGCGAGCAGUGGACCAAGCGUAUCGAGCAAGAGCAGAAGCGGAGACAGUCCAAGAUCGAUCAGCUCAAGGCUUUGGGCUACGAGAUUGACCUUCCCCAGCUCAAGAGCGUGGCUGAUGUGCCGAUUCAAGAGGCUCCCAAGGCCAUUGAGGCUACUGAGACUGCCGAGGUCUCUGAAGCCGUUGAGGCUCCUACAGAAGAGCCCGUGAAGGUCAUUGAAGCCCCCGUUGUCAAGGAAGAAACCCCGAAGAAGGUCAAGAAGGGCAAGAAGGCUGAGGAGGACACUCCCAAGCAGAAGGCCACAACAGAGUCUCCUGCACCCAAGAAAAAGGCCAAGAAGACCAAGGCCAAGGCGUAA
Messenger RNA from Penicillium odoratum, 1344 nucleotides. Its product is annotated as RNA-binding protein. The record is from RefSeq and is a predicted model, not a curated record. Gene Ontology annotation, biological process: maturation of LSU-rRNA from tricistronic rRNA transcript (SSU-rRNA, 5.8S rRNA, LSU-rRNA). Gene Ontology annotation, cellular component: nucleolus. Gene Ontology annotation, molecular function: RNA binding. The transcript has 3 exons. Lineage: Eukaryota; Fungi; Ascomycota; Eurotiomycetes; Eurotiales; Aspergillaceae. Bases 1 to 1344 code for a protein of 447 amino acids.